GACCUCGGACGGCAACAGUACACAGGGAGAGCUGUCCGACUCCGAGGCGACUUUAAACAGCAAUUUCACCUUUAACUCUUAAACGACGUGGGGUUUGGACAUUUAAAGAGCCCCGCAAUCGGCAACAAUUAUCGUUUUGGUAAUUUGCAGUGGUGCAUCUGAAUGACCCUGGAUGUUUGCUCCUGGGAGAGAGAUGGAAAACAGCUCUUACACACUGCCACCCUCGUCACCAUGUCCGACCUCUUUUGGAGCAUCCCAUCCUUUCUCCUCCUCGCCGCAGCAGACCUGCUCAACUGGCCGAAUUUCACUCCCACUUUCCCCUAUUUCAUUCCCACCGUCCCCUAACUCACUUUCCCCAGCGACAGCAGAGUCUUUACACUCUUCCCCGCCUCUUUCCCUCUGUCUCAGUGUCUCGGGGUCUCAGUGCUUCGAAGUACAGAACAUACAGUGCCUCAGCCCGGCGAACAUAUCAGACCAGGAUGACCUGACCUGCCUCAACUGGCUGCAUCAGAGGGGUAACUUGCUACCCCUGCAGCCCCUUCCCAAAAUGGCACCACUGCCUCAGCUAGAGUCCUCCACAGCUACACAACCUCUUCCUUCUGCCUCGUCCAAGCCACCGUAUUCAUUCAGUAGUCUGAUUUUCAUGGCGAUAGAAGACUCACCUGACAGGAGGCUUCCAGUGAAGGACAUCUACGAUUGGAUUGUGAACAAUUUCCCCUACUACAGGACAGCCUCUGGAGGCUGGAGGAACUCUGUUAGACACAACCUGUCCCUGAGCAAGAGCUUCCGACGCAUUCAGAGGGACAAAAGCCAGUCGGUGGGGAAGGGAUCGCUGUGGUGCGUGUGUCCAGAGUAUCGGUCGGCACUCAUUGAGGUGUUGAGGAAGACCCACAGUUAUCACAGCAACAACAUUUAUCUGUUAAACAAGCCUGCACUGUUGGAAGGAGCUGAAUUUGGGGUGCCGGCAGUGUGCGACUCUAUGGAAAUGUCAGAUCCUCUCUCUCACACCCUCCUCCUCUCCACACCCUCGCCUCAAAUCCUGACUGCAGAUAACCCAACGUUCUCUGAAAACCCAUCGUGCCCUUUGACCCCGGAUCACGAGGAGCUUGUCACCAUGGAGUCGGUUGAAUACCAGCAGGGGGAGGUCAGCGAGGACAUGGAGAUGGAGAUGGAGAAGGACCCCCUGUCAGACAGCGGCUACAUCGAGUUACACUAUUACCAGUCUCACCAGUACCAGUAUCUGGUGCUGCCAGGUGACACAGAGCUGGACCUGGAGACUGUGGAGAUCCUCCAGCUCGAUGCCGAGGCCCAGGAGGCCCAGGAGGCUGCUGGGUCACUGCUGGACCUGGCAGGUGGCGGGUAUUAAUGUUACAUCCUACUUAUCAGUCACAAAUGAUGCAAUGAUUCGAUCUAUUGCAAACAAAUACUCAGACAAAGCAACAUAAAUGAAGAUUUAUGUUUUAAAGGCUGUGGUGCAGAGCCCCUGUAAGGUGGUCGUCUUUUAUCUUAUGCACACAAUUUAUUAUCCUGCAGGAAUAAGUUAUUUAUCUUGUGCACACAAGAUAAUUAUGUUAUGGGAACAAGUUGUUACAGUGUGUAGAAAUCCUGCAAGCAGGUCUAUCUGGUGGUGCACAGUACUAUAUCACACGGCCUCUAAAUGGUCACAGUUCGGUUAGGCUUAGGGACCAAAACUACUUAGUUAAGUUUAGGAAAAUAUUUUAGUAACGAUAAGAGGGCAUAAUGUGGGUUUGUCGUGUAGCCUGCAAGACUGCCGUUAGACCAUCUUCUUAUCUUGUGCAAACAAUCUUGUGGUAACAAGUUAUUAUCUUGUACGAACAGAUAACAGCUCAUGUCAAAUAAGAUGAUUAUGUAAAUUGUGUGCACAAGAUCAAAAAUAUCACCUUAUGGGACUUUAUUGGUUUCAUGCUGCAGUGACAAUAGUUGGAGAGAUGAUGUUUGGCAAAUUGGGUGCUUCUUCCAGAGACUUUGACACUGCCCCAAGGCCUGUUUUGAAAUUAGGUUUAAAAAAAAAGAAAAGAUCACAUUUUUGAUGGACCAACAAGACUAUGGAACACAUUACUUCAUAUGUGUUCAGGCACUUUCAAUGCAGAAGCUGAAUUUACCACCAUAUAUACUAUAAAAUGACAACCUGGACAAAGACUUGAGAGUACAAAGUGAAAAACAUGGACAAAAUUAUUCUCUGAGAUUUUAAAAUUGAUGGGAAAGUAUUAACUGAGUAUGAUUUUCAUUACAAUACAUUUUUAGGCUUUACACUGUGUUUUUUUAACACGUUAAGUUCAUUCUCAGGGCUGGAAGGAGUGCUUACAACUUAAGUAGAAGCGCUGCUUCUAGAUUAAGAUGUUUCCCAGGUUAAAGUAAAUGUAGGCUGUAUAAGUGUUGAAACGUGCACAAGAAAAAUACUAAAAUAGCUCUUGACUCACAUCCGCACAAUUACCAUUUCAUCAUGAAUAUUUCUUUAUAAGAAGAUUUUAAUAGAGUCGACUUAAGUAGAAUAUCAUGGCCCCUAACACUGUUACAGUAACCUGUUCUAACAAUACUGCCUUUCUAAAAGUAGUUGAAUAUAAUACUUAAUUUAAAAAAAUAAUUCAUAAUGUAGUUGCAAUUCUAGAUUGUGCACAGAAAGUUGGAAAGCACUAUUCUAUAACAAUAAAAUAAGUAUUUCCAAUUUUAUUUCUAAUUAAUUGUUUUAUACACAUAUUCUUUCUUCAGAUUAUGUUUGCUAGAGUUGAUUUUAUGUACAUGAUGUUAUGUUACUGAAUGUCAUUUAGUUAUCUGUGAUUUUGAAAACCUAGAUAUGACCUGUAAACUAUGCUAAGCAGUCCUCAAUCAGGAAUAUUUUGAUUGGAAUUUUGAGUUGAAAUGCAAAAUGAACUCACUGCCAUUUAAACCUCUACAUUUCAGGGUACACUGAAUUACUGUUUGUAAAUUGUAUGCAUUUUCAGAAACUUUAGAUUGUUUUUUAAUCUAACAAAUAAAAUAUGUCACGCUGUU
Molecule: messenger RNA, 3012 nt
Organism: Centropristis striata (black sea bass)
Lineage: Eukaryota; Metazoa; Chordata; Actinopteri; Perciformes; Serranidae
Product: forkhead box protein N2
Exons: 5
Coding region: 173-1366 (397 amino acids)
Biological process (GO): regulation of DNA-templated transcription
Cellular component (GO): nucleus
Molecular function (GO): DNA-binding transcription factor activity; cis-regulatory region sequence-specific DNA binding
Source: RefSeq, a predicted model, not a curated record